Messenger RNA from Drosophila grimshawi, 3908 nucleotides. RefSeq names its product transcription factor hamlet. The record is from RefSeq and is a predicted model, not a curated record. Gene Ontology annotation, molecular function: RNA polymerase II cis-regulatory region sequence-specific DNA binding; DNA-binding transcription activator activity, RNA polymerase II-specific. Gene Ontology annotation, biological process: regulation of transcription by RNA polymerase II. NCBI's taxonomy places the organism in Eukaryota, Metazoa, Arthropoda, Insecta, Diptera, Drosophilidae. The coding region runs from base 173 to 3832 and encodes 1219 amino acids. The transcript is spliced from 9 exons. Gene Ontology annotation, cellular component: nucleus.
CCUUAACUUAAACUUUCAACUUUUUUGAUGCAACAACUUUACAACACACUUUUUUGCCUGUAUGUCAAUGUCAAUGGCCUGAACUCUUGAACUCUGCUGGUAUUGCGGAUUAGCUGAAAGUCCUGUGUGUCUGUCAUGUGGAUAUAUAUGUUAUAAGGAGAGCUCAGCAUUAAUGACGUCACUGCUGGAGAUUAUAAUGCGAUCCAAAGCGAUUGCGAGAAAAUUCAGUCAAGGCUCUAACGGCGACGAUUACGAUCCGAGCGUCGUGCGCCAUCAUCACCAUCAUCAUCACCACUUGGAUCACAGCAGUGGGGCGCCGGCAUUUGCACCAUUGCCGCCGGCGCAUCUAACCUCCGGUCAGACGAGGCCCGAGGAAUCGUUUGGUCGCCACCUGCCGCCAACGAUAUCCCCGCCACCAGCAACGCUCCAGCAGCAGCAGCAGCAGCAUCAACAGCAGCAGCAGCAGCAACAGCUGCAACAUUCACCGCCCACGCUGCCGCCUGCCUCAGCGUCCGUCUCCAACGGUUCCAGCAUGGAGCAUCUGUUCAAUGACAAGGCGCAGGCGGAACGCUUUCUGCUGGAGAUGGCGCGUCUGCGCGAACCCGUCUGUGAUCUGGAUAUACGUGAUACUGGCGUCUAUGCCAAGACACAUCUGCCCCGAGGCACCCGCUACGGACCCUUUCCCAUGCGACUCUGCCAGCAGCCCAGCGAUCGACACUUGGCCUGGGAGGUGAUUGCCGGCCCAUUGUUUCACGGUUGGCUGGAACCCUCAUCGGAUGUGGCCACAUGGCUGAAAAAAAUACGCGCCGUUCAAAGUGAUGAAAUCGAAGAGGCUAAUUUAAGGAAUUUCAUCAUUGCCGGCUAUCUGUGGUACGAGACGAAACGGGAUGUAAAUGCUGGCGCUGAAAUUGUUGUCGAUGCCCGUCCGAAAACCCCCUACGAUAUCAGCGACAGUUUCAUGAACGGGGCAGGGGCUGCCGGCGGCGCGGGCAGUGCAACAUCGGCGGGGGCCAGCAGCACAGCAGCCGCUGCAGCGGCAGCAGCAGCAGCAGCAGCAACUGCAAUGGCAGCGGCAGCAACAUCCAGCAACAACAACAACAACAACAAUGGUUCGUUGCCAGGCGAUGAUCGCAGCGAUCGUGAUAAUGGCUUUUAUAGCGGAGACGAGAAGAAAGGCGACAACGAUUUCACGGACGACGAGAACGGUUUCGAUAUACGCUGUGAGGUGUGUGAUAAUGUCUAUACGGAUUUAGAACGAUUGGACGAUCAUUUAGUGGGCGCACAUCAUUUCAAGCGCGGAGAAUUCCCCUGCGAGCUUUGUGCCCAGCGUUUCAGCCAUCGUCCUUUGCUAAUCAAGCACGGAGCCAUCGCCCAUAAUAAUAUACGCAAAUAUUCCUGCGAGAACUGUUCCAAGGUAUUCUGUGACCCAUCGAAUUUACAGCGUCAUAUUCGCGCCUAUCACGUCGGCGCUCGCAGUCAUCCGUGUCCGGAGUGCGGUAAAACAUUUGCCACAUCAUCGGGUCUCAAGCAGCAUCAGCACAUCCACUCAUCGGUUAAGCCGUUCGCCUGCGAGGUGUGCUUCAAGGCGUAUACGCAAUUCUCCAAUCUGUGCCGCCACAAGCGGAUGCACGCCGACUGUCGCAUGCAGAUCAAGUGCAAGAAGUGCAACACGAGCUUCAGCACGGUCACCUCGCUGUCCAAGCACAAGAAGUUCUGCGAUACCUCCGACAGUUUUCGCAGCCAGCAGCAGAGUCGCCUGCAACACGCCCACGAUCGCCACCAUCACCAGCAUCAGCAUCAGCAUCAUCAGCAGCAGCAGCAGCAGCAGCAACUCUCGCAGCCACCGUCACUUCUGUUGCCACCCGGUGCCCAUCAGCGACUUGCCGCCGAGACAUCAAAUUCGGCCAUGGCCACGCCACCAAAUCGCAUAUUUAUGAUGCAUCCGACACCGUCGUUCUUUGCUGGCUUUCCCAAUUACGGGCUGCAUGGCUUAUUUCCCGGCUUCCAGCAGGCUGGCAAUUUUCCGCUAUCACACAUGUUUCCCAAUUCGCAGCUGGGCGAUAUGAGUCGCGGCCUGACGCCAAUUGUCUCCCAAACAGCCGCAUUCCAACAGCAGCUGCAGUCAGCGAUGACCAUGAAAACCGAAUCGCCACAUUUGAAACGCGACUCCAGCACACCGGAGCGUAAGCCGAUCAAAUCGGAGCUGCAUCCCUCUGACGAGGAGUCCAAUUCGCUCAGCUACGACGAGCUCAAGCUGAAGUCGAGCAAGUUGCAGGUGCAGCAGGAGUCGGGCAAGGUGAAGCGGGAACUUAAAUCGGAGGCCAGUUGCACCCAGCAAGCCGACGAGGACAGCGAUCAUAAUAAUAGUGACAAUGAUAACGAUAAUGAUAUUGAAAAUGAUAGGAAAUCGAUUGACAUUGUUAGCACUCCGCCGCCAGCGGAAACGCAAAUGAAGACCGAACCGGAAACGGCGGAUGUGGACAAGAGCAGCGCUGAACUGCCGCUGGAUCUGUCCAUCAGUCGCAAGCGCCGCAGUUCGUUGUGCGCCGCCUCCACGCCCGCCCCGCUCUCCAUAUCGCUGUCGAGUCGCGAGCCUUCGCCCGAGCUGGACGCCGAUGAGGAUGAGGAAGAGGAUGAGGACGAAGUGGAGCUGCUGGCGCCGCCGGCAAAGCAACCAAAGCACAGUUCCGGCGAAUCGAGCACUUCCCGUCAGUCGUACAAGGGCUGCAGUCCGGUGCCAAGUGCAAGUGCCUCUCCCGGACCAACACCCUCACCCUCGCCACCCAUCAGCACUGGCGGCGAGUUGAGCAGCAUGUCGGAGAGUGCCGCUGCCAAUGCAACGGCAACGGCAACGGCAUCGGCAGCUGCCGCAGCCGCAGCAGCAGCGGCCGCCUCAGCGAUGGCCUGUCCACGGCAACUGCAUCCGCAGCUGCUGCUGGAGGAGCUCUACCGUACGCGAUUCCCAACGCAGCCGUUUCAUUUUUUAGGCCAAAUGGGCGGACGGCCAGGUUUUGAGUCACUAAAGUCGCCAGCGAUGGGUGCCGCACAUGCGCCCAUCAGUGGCGGCGGCUCGCGUCAUCUGCCGUUUCCGCCCGAGCAUAAUUUCCACGAGGCACUCCGUGCCGCUGGCUUGGCGGCCGCUGCCGCCCGUCCGCCGACAGCGUGCAACGCCAGUGGCAAGCUAAAGGAUCGCUAUACGUGCAAAUUCUGUGGCAAGGUAUUUCCACGUUCCGCGAAUCUAACACGGCAUCUGCGCACCCAUACCGGCGAACAGCCGUACACGUGCAAGUAUUGCGAUCGUGCCUUCAGCAUCUCAUCGAAUCUGCAGCGUCAUGUGCGCAACAUCCACAACAAGGAGCGACCAUUUCGCUGCCACAUGUGCGAUCGCUGCUUUGGCCAGCAAACGAAUCUCGAUCGGCAUCUCAAGAAGCACGAGGCAGAUGCUGGCGGCUUCGAGUACAAUGAUUCGCCCAGUUCGAAUGAGGCAAAUGAUCGCGAUGAGGCCUGCUUCGAUGAUAUCCGUUCGUUCAUGAAACGCGUCUACACGCCCACCAGUUUGGGCGGGGCGGAUGGGGAUACGGAGGAGUAUGCGGGCAGUGAUGAUCAGUUGUCCGUUUCCACGCGUCAGUCUGCCAACUUUGACAAGGAGCUGCUCUCAAAUGGCAACAUCAUCAACAUCAACAACAACAAUAGCAGCAACAAUAACAACAACAACAACAAUAGCAACAACAACAAUAGCAACAACAACAAUAGCAACAACAACAACAAUAGCAACAGCAGCAGCAACAAUCAGACUUUAAAUACAUCGGAAACAAUUGCCGUGAGCACCUAAAGCAUUUCUACUUUAGUAUUCCCAGCUGCUGUUUGCUCUUUGCUGAAUUUCUUGAUAACAAAAACAACAACAAAAA